Messenger RNA from Toxotes jaculatrix (banded archerfish), 12129 nucleotides. RefSeq names its product striated muscle preferentially expressed protein kinase-like. Gene Ontology annotation, molecular function: protein binding; protein kinase activity; ATP binding. NCBI's taxonomy places the organism in Eukaryota, Metazoa, Chordata, Actinopteri, Toxotidae. Gene Ontology annotation, biological process: protein phosphorylation. The transcript has 42 exons. The record is from RefSeq and is a predicted model, not a curated record. Bases 570 to 10793 code for a protein of 3407 amino acids.
ACCUAUUACAGGAGCUGAUUGAAGUACAUGGAAGCUUAAAAAGGUUAGAAAUGUAUUUUUUUAAAAGUCAUAGUUACUGAAAACACACUGGACCAGAAGGCCUGAGUGGUUUGACAUUUAGGAAAAAGGAUCUCACUCUCUCUCUCUCUGUGUCUCAACACUCUUCACUGGGUUAAAGCUGUUGAAAGGGACCAUGGCAGUGGCUGCUAAUGCUACAUGAUCUAGGGUGGACUUACACCUACAGCCCAUGCUCGCUAAAGGACACACAGAGAGACGGGCUUUAGCAAAUGAUUUGAGAUGAAAUAUUUUGCUCCAUGGAUCUUGUUACCUUAACUUGGACUUUGCGGGGAUGUCCAAAGGGAUUCCUUUCGGCUUUUAUGGCAAAAGUGAGUCCCCGGUGCACCAGCCCAGGUCAGACAGCCUCCACUGAAUACUCCCUGUGAGCCCAGAGAUAUCUGAACCAAUGGAGUCUUUCAGAAGAGGCCUUUAAUAACUGCAGCUCAUCUUGAUACGCCAGUCAAUUACCAGAUAAAAAGUGCAGCCCGUAAAGAAGUGUGAAAAGAAUCAAGAUGGCAGGACGCCCUGGAUCCAGUCCCAGUCUCGAAAUCCCUUCCAAGAGGCCCAAAGUCACCAAGGACCAAGUUGUUCCAGACACUGGGGCUGCAACGCAAGAACCUGCACCGCCAGCUUUCAUCCGUAAACUUCGCAAGGCAGCAGUGGGAACAGGCUGUGACAUCCGACUGAGGGUGUCUGUGGCAGGAUUUCCAAAACCUUUGCUGACCUGGUACCACAACGAUGAGCUCCUACCUGCAUCAGAAGACCAGGACUCAGGGGGACUAUGGAUACGGGACUGCCGCACAAGCGACGCUGGCUUGUAUACCUGUGUGGCGACCAAUGAGCUGGGAGAGGAAAGCUGCAGUGCUGUCUUGGCCAUUAUGGACCUCGGUGAAGACUCUGAGACCACAGAGGAUGAGACCACAGAACCUCAGAUGGAAACCAAAGAAGGGCCCGGGAGGCACCAAGACAAGGCUGGACGGAGAGGACCUUCAGGUGAGGGAGGACGGCUGAUGGACUAUAACCCAGAUGCUUCAGAUCGCAGGGCCACCCUCCCUGGCGCUUACGACCCUGUAGUCGAGCGAGAGCUCCGCACUUUGGGCUCCCGCCCUCCGGGGCCCCACUUGGACCCCACAAACCCAGCCAGGACUCAAACUGCUGAUGAAUCACAGGGGCUGUCCUCCCACGUCCCCCUGCCUUCUCCCCAGCCACCUCUCACUACACAAAAAAACAGCUUCAGUGCCCCAAACCAAGACCUGGAUAAAACCCAACCUUCAGAUCCCUGGUCUUCUAAAACAGACCAGUCAUCUGGUGUUAACAGUGUUGUUAUGACACCCAAACUGGCUCGUGCAGGGCCCAAGAUCUUUGACAAGGUCCGCGCUUUUGAGGAGCGAAGGGCGAGCGUGGAUCUGCCAGGAGGAGUCGGAUCAGUUUCAGGAUUUGGACGGGCAGCUUCAUUUGACUCAGACGACGGCGGAAAGAAGACAGGAGGCCCCAGCAAAGAGGAUGGCCGAAUCCUGCAGGGCGCAGCCCAGAAGCGAGCAGUGUUCAAGCAGCGGGCCUCUUCUUUAGAGGACAAGACAAGCUACUCCCAGAGGGUCCAGAGCUACCAGAGCAAGUUCGCAGAAGAGCUCCAGAGGAUCAAGAAACUUGUGGGGAAACCAAGCUUGAAGAAGGCAUAUUCUACAGAGCAGCUGUCGCAGAAAGAGAGGCUGACUAUGGGGAAACUAGAGCCCAUUCCUCCCCAAGUGGUUAAAAAGUUGGAGGCAAGGGAGCGGGUCCUGGAGGAAAGAGAAGCUGGAGAGAGGGAAGGAGGCAGCAGAGUGCCGAUUCCUCCCCAGGCCCAAGGCAAAGGUCUGGAGAAUCAAAGUAACAACCCUGAAAAGGAUAAGAUGACACAGCCAGAUCCACAGGGGAAACCAGCGGACAGCUCAUCACGAGGAAGCACAGGGAAAAUCUCAGUUACCAUGGAGACCGCACCAGUUCACCAGUUACCAGGGCAACCAUUGCCAACAGCCACAAGGACAAAGCUCACCAGGGAAAAACUACAAAGCUCUCCAGCAGCUGACAAAGACACACUUGUUGCCUCGUCCCACAAAUCUUCGUCCUCCUCCAGAAACCUGGAGACGGAUUCAAAGAGAGACACCAAGAUGGACAACAAAGCAGACCACACAUCACCCAGCCCGAAUGGGAAGAGAGCAUCUCCAGUCACUGUGAGGGAACCAGGGUGUCAAUAUCCACCCAAGCCCCCUCGGCUCACCCCAUCACCUACUCCCUCCACAAGCCCUCUCCUGAAAAGGAGGAAGGCAGAGGUGGGACGAACGUCUCCUGCCUUGAAAGUGAGCAUCCCCACCAUCCUGGUGGAGGAUGAACCCAUGGAGACAGAAUGUGUUGCGGACAGGAGCAACGAGGAAAACAAGACCAGGAGGAAAGAGGGGAGAGCUCACAAGAGCAAGAGAAGUCGCUCUGCUCAACCCCGGUCUCCAGAGGAAGGGGGCUCGUCCGAUGACUCUUACCUGUCUGCUGAUGAGGAUCCAGCUGAGGGCCCGGGGUUUGAGAGGCCUCUUGAGGACACCACGGCACCCAGCGGCUCAGAGGUCACACUGAAAUGUGUCAUCACUGGGAGCCCACUCCCUACAGUGACAUGGAGGAAGAAUAAUGUGGAGAUACGGAGCGAUGCCUUCCAUGUGGUGAAGGCUGAUGGUGAGAAGCACAGUCUGGUGAUAAAGCAGAUGAGGCCGAACAACGCCGGGUCGUACUGCGUCACAGCUGUCAACGCAGCGGGCAGAGCGUCCUGCAGCGCCAUGCUCUACAUCCAGUCAGAGCUGACCCACACCCAGUGUGGAAAACCAGCCGAGUCCCUGGAAGUCAGUAGUCCCGUCCAGUCGGAUGAGGAGUACCUGAGUCCUCAGGAGGAGGCGAUGGAGCUCGGGGACUCACCUGCCCUGAGUAAAAGUGUCCGCUUCAAAGAGCCUCCCUCGUUUCAGGUGGCACCAUGUGACCUGGGGAUAACUGAGGGUCAAGAUGUCAUCAUCUCAGCAAAGGUCAGAGGUCAGCCCAAACCCAUGGUUUACUGGCUGAAGGACAGAGUCACAAUAAAGACGGCGGGGCGCUUCGCUGUGCGAGAGACAGACGAUGGCACCAGUGAAAUGAGAAUCAGCUCAGCUCACAGGUCGGAUGCAGGGUUUUACGUCUGCAAGAUCAUCAACGAGCAUGGAUCCAAGCAGGCGGAGUGCAGAGUGGAGGUCAUCGCGGCUGCAGCACGGGCAGCGCUGAAAAUCACUAGGGAGGUAAAAGACCUGGCGGUGAAGGCUGGAGAGUCGGCCAUGUUCGAGUGUCACAUCACAGGACCUCUGGAUGUGGAUGUGGACUGGCUCUCCAAUGGGAAGCUGAUCCAACCAGCACUGCUCAACUGUAAGAUGCACUUUGAUGGAAAGAGGUGCCGUCUGCUGCUAAAUUCAGUGCAUGAGGAUGAUAGUGGGACAUACACUUGCAAGCUAAGCACUGCCAAAGAGGAGCUGACCUCAAGCGCAAACCUGAGGGUCACUCCAUCCAAAGAGCCUCUGUUCACCCGCAAACUGGACAUCCUGGAGGUCAUUGAAGGCCGCACUGCCCGCUUUGACUGUAAGGUGAGCGGAUCACCUGCUCCACGAGUCACAUGGAUGCACUUCGAGACACGAGUGGAGGAGAGUGAUAAUGUUCGCAUCCUUCAAGAGAGGGGUCGUCACUCACUUGUCAUCAGCCACGUUAGCAGCAGCACAGAAGGCUUCUACACAGCAAUCGCUCAAAAUAUUCACGGAAAGUCUGAAUGUACCGCCGAGCUCUACAUGCAAGAGCCCCGAGCUGCCAUCUCUUCUCACAUGGCCAAGUUAGAGAAGAUGCCAUCCAUCCCCGAGGAGCCUGAGGUGCUGGAGAGUGAGGUGGAGAAGCGGACCAUGCCGGACUUUGUCAAACCUCUGGCUGAUGUGGAGGUCAUUGAAGGCAAAGAGGCGGUGCUGAAGUGCAAGGUGGCAGGGAUGCCCUACCCAGCCAUCGCCUGGUACCACAACAGCAAGCGCAUCGAGAGCAGCGAAGAACGCAAAAUGACCCAGUACAGGGAUGUCCACAGUCUGGUCGUUCGGAGCGCUUGUCACGCUCAUGGGGGCGUCUACAAGGCCGUCAUCUCCAACAAAGUGGGCAAAGCAGCUUGCUAUGCACAUCUAUACAUUACAGAUAUCGUUCCUGAUCCUCCUGAUGGUCCUCCAGUGAUUGAAACCAUCACAGGGAAAACUAUAAGCCUCAGCUGGAAGAGACCAAAGAGGCUUGACCCUUCAUUUGAUGCCAGCUCCUUGCUAUAUAUGGUCCAGCAGCAGCCCCUGGGCUCUAUUCAGUGGUCUGUGGUGGCAUCUAACCUGAGGGAGACCAACUACACGGUCACCUCCCUGUCCAAGGGAGUGCGCUACGCUUUCAGAGUCCUGGCAUCCACCGGCAAGACACUGAGCAAACCGUCACCGUCCACUGAUCUGGUCCAGCUGCUGGACAGAGGGCCCUAUUUGAGGAAAGCACCAGUCAUUUUGGACAAACCAGAUAUUGUGUAUGUAGUUGAGAACCAACCUGCGCGCGUCACCAUCACACUAAACCACGUGCACGCAGUUAUCACCUGGAAAAGGAGGGGGGUGGUGCUGAUCAACAAACCAGGGAUGUGUGAGAUGAGCAUGCCAGACGACGAUCAGCACACCCUGAAGUUCCAGCGGGUCAGGAGCACAGACAUCGGCCAGUUGGUGGUCACGGCCAGCAACCAGUUUGGCAGUGACCUCUGCACGCUUCAGCUGGCCAUGGCAGUGCCUCCUAAGUUUGAAACCAUCAUGGAGGACGUGGAUGUGCACGUCGGGGAGACGACACGUCUGGCUGUUGUGGUUGAAGGGAAACCAGACCCAGAUAUUCUGUGGUUUAAGGAUGAUGUGCUUCUCUCUGAAAGCAGCCACUUCACAUUUGUGUACGACGACCCAGAAUAUUCCCUUGUUGUCCUCAAUGCCCGCCCCGAACACUCCGGUGUGUACACCUGCACUGCGAAGAACCUGGCCGGCUCCAACUCCUGCAAGGCUGAGCUCACAGUUCACACAGAGCGAAAAGAAGAGGCAGAGCCAAUGGAGGACGAGGGAACCAUUCUGAGGAAGAUGAGGCGUUUGACGGAUUACUAUGAUAUCCACAAAGAGAUAGGGAGGGGAGCCUUCUCUUAUGUGAAGAGAGUGACUGAGAAGAAGGGAAAGGCCGAGUUUGCCGCCAAGUUCAUUUCUGCGCGGGGGAAGAGGAAAGCCUUGGCCCUCAGAGAGAUGGACCUGCUGUCUGAGCUGGACCACGAGAGGAUUCUCUACUUCCAUGAUGCCUUUGAGAAGAAGGACAUGGUGGUGCUCAUCACAGAGCUAUGUCACGAGGAGUUUCUGGAAAGAAUGGCCAAAAAAACAACAGUCAUGGAGCUGGAGAUCCGCCGUAGUGUUCAGCAGGUUUUGGAGGGCCUUCGUUAUCUUCACCAAAAAAACAUUGCCCACCUUGAUAUAAAGCCAGAAAAUAUUUUAAUGGCAAGUCCCGGGAAUGACCAGAUCCGGCUUUGUGACUUUGGAAAUGCCAUGAAAUUGGAGACUUCAGAGGAGUACUACUGCAAAUACGGCACGCCAGAAUAUGUUGCACCAGAGAUUGUUAACCAAACUCCCGUCUCCACGGCAACAGACAUAUGGCCUGUUGGUGUCAUCACUUACCUCUGCCUGACUGGUGUGUCUCCUUUUGCUGGUGAGAAUGACAGAGCCACUGCCUUAAACAUCCGUAACUACAAUGUGGCGUUUGAGGAGAGCAUGUUUUCUGACCUCUGCAAAGAGGCAAAGGGAUUUGUCAUCAAACUUUUGGUGGUGGACAGACUGAGGCCCAGUGCUGUUGAGUGCCUUCGUCAUCCUUGGUUCAAGUCACCAACAAACAAGAGCAUCAGCACAGCUAUGCUGAAGCAAGUUUUGUCUAGAAGGCGAUGGCAGCGUUCCCUUAUCAGCUACAAAGCUAAGAUGAUUAUGCGGUCCAUCCCAGAGCUCCUGAAUGACUCAUCCAGCCACGUCUCCAUCGCUGUGGCCCGGCAUUUAAAAGAAGGCUCCCCGCCACUUUCGUCCUCCUCUGACUCAGAUGCAGAUGUGGAUGAGCUUCCUUUCAUUCCUAUGCCACUGUCCAUGGUCUUUUCUGGUUCCAGAGUCUCACUUAAUGAGAUCCCAGGGGACGAAGAUGUCACUGGAUGGCCCAGUAUUGCUGCUGAUGGGACAAGGAAAAAGGACAAUAUGGAAGUAGCAAGUACAAGAGGAGAAGCUAGUAAAAGGUUGAAAGAUGAAGAGGAAAAUACAAAUGGGGAGAAAGUGGAAAAGACCAAACGAGUUCCUCUAAAAAAAGGAUCAAGUGUGGAGUCAGAUGAAUCAGAAACAAAAGCGAGGAGGGCUACAAUGAGGAGAGGAAGCUCUGCUGAUUCAGCUCUGCUUCUCCACAUUGACCCAGAAGAGGAAAAUGCCAAUGAGGACUCAGAGGCAAGUAACAAAAGUCUGAAAAAGGCUGUUUCUAUGGAACUACCCAAUCGCAGCUCAAGCCCCGGGGGGGCAAAAUUAAGCCAGGAGGAUUAUGCUCUAAAACUGGAACUGAUGAGACAGAGGCUGCUCAGAGGAGGAAGCAUGGACAAAAAGAUGAGCGGCCUGCGAGGGCCCUUGUUUGAAACACUGGGCAUGGAAGAUGAGAGGCAAACGGGGUCUCUUGAUCGAAAUUUGAGGAGAUCCAGAGCAGGACCAUCAGCAUUCACCAGAGCAGCGUCUUCUGAGAGUCCUGGAGAGGACACACCAAAGACCAAAGUUUUUCGCAAAAGCGCCUCCUUUAGUCAGGGGGAUUCUGAACCCAUGCCACUGCACCGCAGGUUUGGAGCGCCCCUGGAGAUCCCAUCUAUGGGCAACGGUAGCAUAGAAGGGAAAAAGCUCCAGGAGGCAACCUCAAUGUCCGCUCUAACAGAACAAACAACACUGGGCUCUACAUCUACCUCCCCCACAGAGAAGAAAUUAUUUGUACUCCCAACACCAGGAGUGGACCAACAGCAAAAACAGAACAAUGUGAAAGAACCUGAAACCAUAGACGGGUUAACAGAGAAAAGGACCAAAGCCCAUUUAGAAGAGACAGAGAAAGUAGAGUCUGAGUCUACAUCACCCUCUGUAAUUACUACUAUAAUUGUGACAGAGGAGGAUGAUGAAGAGGAAGAGAGGAAAGAAAAUCAGGAGUCAUCUGUCCAUGUGCCAUUUCAAACAUCCGACAAGACCCAGUCCAAAGAUCCUUCAGCUACAGCCAGGCCAAAUGUUACGAUGUGCACAGAUAGCCCUACAUUACCUGAGCAUCCCGCAGUAUUUGCCAAAGUGGCAGCUGCUGACCUGUCUCCUGGUUCUGUUUCCACAUCAUCAAAUCCUGAUCACCCUGUCACCCCCCGCCAGCCUGUGCUCAGAACAGACAUCAAAGACAUAGACUCUGAAGAGGUGUUUGAAGCCAGGUUUAAGAAACGAGAGUCAUCUUUGACCCGUGGACUCAGAAAACUGACCAGAAACAAAUCAGAGGAGAAAUCCCCGGUACUAAGCCGGAGGGCGGUCGAGGGGGGUGAAGAGGUUUACAGGCCGGGACCAAGGGGGGCACCUCUUGAAAUGGUAUCCAGGGGGCUACAGGAGAAAUCCAAAUCUGUUCAAGAUUUAAGAGAAGAAGAUAAGGAAACAGGUCUUGGUCUAAUUGGGAGGUUGUCCUUACGGGCAAAGAGGUCAACAUCCGUUGAUAAGAAGGGUGAGAAACAAAAGGAGGAAAAGCAUCAGGAUGUGAAGGAAUCUGCUGCAAGCAAGAGGGUUUCAUGGGCUAUUGGUCGCAGUAAGUCCCUGGAUACAAAAGAGGUGAACAGUGCAGGAACCCAGAGGCAGCAGCAGGAGGAGAGAGAGCAAAGAAAAGCUGAGGAGUCAUCGGUUUCUGCUAUGAGGCGCAAGUUUGAGUCCAAAGUGGCAGGAAUCUCUGCCAAAAUAAGGACCCAGUCUGAGGAGAGAAAAGAUAAAGAUGCUGAGGGAAGUCAGAAGGAGCUGGUCCCAAAGGAUUUAAAGAAAGUCACAGACUCCCCUGUUCUGGCAAUGCGGCAGAAGUUUGAAAACAAAGUGGCAGGAAUAUCCACGAAAAUCCGUAGUCAGUCUGAGGAGAGAAAAGGAGACACAGAGGGGAAGAGGACACCCCUGUUCACUCGCCAUCGUCAUUCCCAAUCUGAGGGGCGUGGACUCAAAGGAAUGGGCAUCCCUGAGAAUCAACUAGCAAAGCAGACCGGUGCUGGUGCAUCCAAGGAAUCAAUCGAAUCCACAUCAAGCAUCCAUUCUGAAAAAGCCUCAGAGAGUGACAGACGGUCACGGUGGGACAGGUGGGGUCUGACACGGGGCAAGAAGGACAAAACUCCCUCCCAGUCUGAUCUGCCUUCAUCUGUCCCCAAAGAAGAGGGUUUGUCAAAAAGCCAGCAGUUUAUCCGCUCUGCUUCAGAUUUUGCUCCUGUGUUCCACAUCAAACUGAAAGACCACGUCUUACUGGACGGGGAACCUGUCACCCUCAGCUGCCUUCCAGCUGGAAGUCCUCAUCCAGAAAUUUCAUGGAUGAAAGAUCGGAAACCGCUGGAGGAAGAUGAUAAAAUCAACCUGAUCUCCCACCCAGAUGGCAGGCAGCUUCUCAUGAUUAUGAAGUCCAGCAGGAGAGACGCUGGCAUUUACGAAUGUGUAGCUACCAACCCCAUAGCUACCAUCACCACCUCCUGUACACUAUCCAUAGCUUGUGUCCCAAAGCGGCCGGGGACGCCUGAAGUCCCCCAGACUUAUAACAACACAGCCCUGGUGCUGUGGAAGCCAGCAGACACCAAGUCCCCGUGCAGCUACACAUUAGAAAGAAAAACAGAAGGAGAUUCAAACUGGCAGACUGUGGCGACUGGAAUUGUUGACUGCUACUACAAUGUCACAAACCUGCCACCAGGUGGCGCCUUUAGGUUCCGUGUCUCCUGUGUCAAUAAGGCCGGACAGGGACCCUACAGCAACCACUCUGCUCCAGUCAGCCUGGACUCAACAGCUGAAGGUGCGUCACCCACUGUUGCCGUUGUAAAGACCGUCCCCACCCCACCUGAACCAGCAGUCCUCUCCUCAGUGACUGUGCCUCCACUCAAACCAGUCCAGAACAGCGCUCCCAGGAUAACUGUCUCCACUGUCACCUCCUCCUCCACCUCUCCAAAAGACUCAGCCUCCCCUGCUGCUGUCCCUGUUCCAGCUACAUCACCAUCCAAAGUGGUGGUCGCGCCCACGCCUCCAUCCUCUCUGCCCUCCAGCUCAACAGCAAACCCUCCAUCACCAUCUGCAGGCACAAUGACCAAGGACGCUAAAAAAAUAAGCUCCAAUCUUCCCUCCUCACCCACAGUCAAAGCACCACCACCCUUUGUCCUCCCCAAACCUCAGAGUCCAGUAAACGUGGUGACCCCUAUGACCCAGACCCCACCCAUAUCACCCCCACCUCCUCUUGUAACACCGCCUUCGACCCCCACAAAGCCAGCUGUGGUGUCCGUGCCCACGUAUGUCCCCACCACCACCGUCACUGCUCGUGUGGCCCCAACACCUGUCUCCUUUACCCCCCAAGUGCUCCAGACAUCCAGCCUGAGCCCCAUCGGUGAAGGAGCCAGCACCCCCACCAGAGGGACCCCAUCAGGACGCACUACCCCUUCCACUUCUCUACGACAGGGGGUUCCACAAAAACCCUACACUUUCCUGGAUGAGAAAGCCAGAGGUCGGUUUGGAGUGAUCCGGGAGUGCCGAGAGAACGCAACGGGCAAAAUCUACAUGGCAAAGAUCAUUCCUUACAGUCAGGAGAACAAGCAGGAAGUCCUGAAGGAGUACGAGAUCCUGAAAUCACUUCACAAUGAAAAGGUCAUGGCUCUGCACGAAGCCUACGUCACGCCACGCUACCUGGUGCUGGUGGCAGAGUACUGCACCGGCAAAGAGCUGCUGUACAGCCUCAUAGACAGGUUCCGUUACUCUGAGGACGACGUGGUGGCUUACCUGGUCCAGAUCCUCCAGGGAGUCGAGUACCUCCACAAUCGGCGCGUCCUCCACCUCGACCUCAAGCCCGACAACAUCAUGGUGACCAGCCUCAACGCCAUCAAGAUCGUGGACUUUGGGAGCGCUCAGAGCUUCAACCCUCUCAACCUCAAAAACCGGGACUCAGGAGCAGGAACACUGGAGUACAUGGCUCCUGAGAUGGUAAAAGGUGAAGUGGUUGGUCCUCCUGCGGAUAUUUGGACUGUUGGAGUUGUCACCUACAUCAUGCUUAGUGGUCGACUGCCCUUUGAGGAUAAAGACCCUCUACAAGUCGAAUCCAAAAUCCUGAUGGCGAAGUUUGACCCAGGAAAACUGUACCCAAAUGUGUCCCAAAGUGCCUCUGCCUUUCUGAAGAAGAUGUUGAGCAGUUACCCAUGGGCCCGUCCGACUACACGAGACUGCUUCACGCACGCCUGGCUGCAGGAUUCCUACCUGAUGAAGCUAAGGAGACAAACUCUCACCUUCACCUCCACCCGUCUCAAAGAGUUCCUGGUGGAACAACAGUGCCGUCGCACAGAGGACGCCACAAAGCACAAAGUGCUGCUGCGCAACUACCAGAGCUCCCCCCAGUCCCCGGCGUCUGGGACUGCGCCGCAUGUUCCCAGCCCAAAGUGAAGUGACGGCGGAAAUGCCACACCAGACAUGAGUCUGCAGAGUCUGAUCUGCCCGCAGUGAAGCAAAAUAACAACUUCUUGCAUCUCAACCUGUCUGUGAAUUACAGCUGCAUGAAAAAUGUCAGCCCUGCCAAGAGAGGCACGGGUAAACACGCAGGGGACAGACAGACAGACAGCCGGAUAUAGCUAAAAUAUCCAAAGAGAAGAACGUCCAUGUGUGAUUUUGGGAGAAUUCAACAUUCAGCACUAAUGAGUUUCAGAGGUGAGACAAAAAUACAAAGAGAAGCUCCACGACGUCUGAACUGCUCAUGAACUGUUAAUCCACUGAAAGGACACAGGAUGUUCUUUGGUUUUCUUUGAUUGCACAAUUUCUCAGUCAUAUUGUGAAUUCUGAAAUUGCACAUUAAUAUUUGGUUUAGAUUAACACUGGUCUCCACUCUGCACGAUCAGCCUGGAACAUGCGUAUCAUUAGUAUUUCUACUGCUCAACCUUGUUUAUGUCACUAAAUUUAGUAGUAAACAACUCAUGUGAAUGUACCAUGAUUUAAGCUGCUAAUUUAUUUUUGCAUUUACUUACACAUUUUAAAACUCCAAACCAAAAAUAUUCUUUUUUUUUUUCUUGAAAUUGUUUACUUUUUCAUGUUAAUUUAUUUGCAUGUGUGUGCGCGAGCCUUUUUUGAUUCACUUUUUUGAAUUGGCAUCGAGGCAAAAAAAAAAAAAAAAAAAAAUUAAAUAAUAAGGAGUGUCUUUGUGAUUGGUGUUAGGAUCCAUACAGUAAAAAUGAACUGUUUUAGGGUGAGCUAUGAAUUUGUGGUACAACUUCAUGUUUCUGUGGUUAAAACUGAUCUCUAACUGUAACACAGCUAUGAAAAGCAGUCCGUAAUGUAGAUAAUAUGUUAGUUUGAAAGGUCACGCACACUGGUAAAUUACUGUUGUUUCUCAGUAUUUCCCAUUGGUUGGUCAGGUUGCUUAAAUCAUGAUCACCCAGUCAGUGCCUAAAUCGGAUUAAUAUCUUGUAAAUGUGUCUCCACUGGUUCUAGUUCACAACUGAAUUAUUUGAGCAAAGCAAAAAUUUGACUACAAUAUCUGGACUUUACGAGAAUAGACAGAUGCGUAUAGAUUCUUACAUACAUGCACACAUUUAUACAUGCGUACAUACAGUACAUGCAGUCCUUGUAGUAAUAGAACGUCUUGUGUAUUGCUCUAUCACAGUGUUCUUUUUUUGUAUGAAUUUGGAUGGUUGAAGAUUUGUAAAUGUACCAAUUUGCGGUGUUUAUAUGUGGAAAAAUUGAAGAUGUUUUUAUGAGAUAGUAUGUAAUAAACUAUUGAUACAAUUGG